AUGAACGUGAUUUUACUCGCCAGCCUUGUCUUAAUGACAGCAUUCGUAGUGAAUGGCAAUCCUGUUAAGGGAUCGAGGGACUUAAACGACUUACGUCGGUACAAAAGAGCAGGUCCUUCAAAUUAUGAACCAGUGGGUUGCUACAGUUCUGGGAAACUGAAAAAGGCGAAAGUAUUCGGCAAGAAGUCAUACAAGAAGAUUAAAGCCGGAGCAGAGAGACCCAUUGAUCAGUGCAGUGAAGGCCAGGAUUAUGCCAUCAUUGGAAUCCAGGGGAUAAAGAAAGACAUUUCGUGUUUAAAUGGAAACGAAGCAAAAUGGGACCCAAAUGAUUUCAAAAUGGAAAAAGAAAGCAAAUGUCCCGGUGGAGCAGGAUCGAAGAAGACAAUCUUCAUCUACAAAAAAAGCGUGAAUCCAGGGAUCGUAGCUGACGGGAAGUGCAGAUACGGCGACAAAGUAUUCAAUGACGGAGAAGAAGCCCCAAUAUAUCACAAGACAGGCGACGUGUUUAACGACUAUUGUGAAUUGUGUGAGUGUAUUAAAGGAAACCUGACUGACUGUAUGCACAUCAAAUGUGACACUGGGUUGAUGGGCUGUAAAGAAAUUGUUUAUCCAUCAGAAAGUGGGGAGUGUUGUCCGAAAUGCAAAUCAGAACCUUUAAGGAGGAAGUGCGACGGCAGGCGAUCUUGGUUGAGUUACGAAGAUGACGUAUGUUUAUUUUGCGAAUGCCACGGGCAAGUUUCCGCAACGUGCCGCGUUGUCAAACCUGCUUGCCAAGCUGUAAGUUGCAAAGAUCCGGUUAUCCCCGUCGGAGAGUGCUGCCCAUAUUGCGAACCACAAACAACUCCUCCGCCAGUGUUUACAAUCAAACCAACGGAGGAUAGACCAGAACCACCCUUCCCAUUUCCUUUCUGAAGUGAAAUCAAGAAGUAAAGAUGUUGCAGAUAAUCUAUGAAAUUUACAGUCUUAUGGUGACUUCUCAUCCUUCGUUAACUGUUGUAUUCUGCAAAUGUCAUGUUGUUUUAUAGAAAUUACAACCAGAAAUAUUAAAAAUGUUAAAAAGCAA
This is a messenger RNA of Pocillopora damicornis (cauliflower coral), 1063 nucleotides long. RefSeq lists its product as uncharacterized. The record is from RefSeq and is a predicted model, not a curated record. Gene Ontology annotation, molecular function: protein binding. Lineage: Eukaryota; Metazoa; Cnidaria; Anthozoa; Scleractinia; Pocilloporidae.